ACACACACAUUCACACACACACACAGACUCUGCAGCAAAUGUAGUGGUACUCGCAAUGAAACCGUGGACAGAGUGAGAAAAAAUCCACAGAGAGAGAGGUAAGGAAAAAGAUAGACUUGAACAAAACAGACGCAAAAAGGAAACAUACAGUACAUUUCUAGGCAGAAGUACAGAAGAAGACGUCUACUGGACAGGAUUCAGAAUCAGCACAUGUGAAAGAGACACGUUCACAGCGGUCAGAUGCCUGUAUUCAAGAGCAAAACAUACACAGAGAGAGGUGACUUGCGUGAUGACAGAUUGCUUCAUGAGGUUUAUAUGAGUGACAUUUCCAACAAAGCUCACAGAGGCGAGAUGUUCGAACCCAAACAGGAUGAGCCAUGUGACCUCAGGGGCCUGAGAAUGACCUCUGAGGAUGACUGUUCCCUGGGCAACCUGUCUGAUGCAUUAGUCACCGCUGCAAGCAGCCCUCAGUCCAGUAGUCUCAUCCUGCUGGAGGAUCUGUGCAGCCCUCUAGAGGAGAACAGCGGCCUGGUUCCACCAACACCUCCGCCCUCUACUGAGGGAGAAGAUGGGAAAAGCACAGAGAGCAGCAUGAAUGAGUUGUGGAGGGAGGAUGAAGACAAAGAGAAAGAGGAGGAGAGGGGGAAUACUGAGCCAGUGACCGAAGCGAAGGAAGAGCAGGAGCUCUCGCAAGCACACGCGAGAGAUAGUGAAGCUGAAAAACAUCUGGUUGUUGAUGAAGAUAAUGCUUCAGAGGCAGUGGACACGAACGCUCCACCUUCAUCCUCUUCCUCAUCAUUUGUCAUCCCUGAGUUGCGAUUAGAUCGGUCCUUCAGUACAGAUGCCCUCUCCACCCCCGGAACUGAUGAAGAGUAUGAAGAAGAUGAAGAUGAUGAGGAGGAGGAGGAGGAUGAGGAGGACAGUGAUGAUAACUACCUGGAACGCAGUGACAGCAAACGGAGGAGCAUGGUAGAGUCCACUUCCUGUGAAAAGCACUCAGGUGGACUCAGCGUGCAGAAUUCCCUGCGCAGACGCACACAUAGCGAGGGCAGUCUUCUCCAGGACCCUCGCACAACCUGCUUCGCAUCUGACAAUGCCAUCAACUGUGUGGAGGUGACCGGGACACAGAAGGGAGGCUGGAUGCUUCCGUCACCCAAAACCCUGAAGAAAGAGCUGACUAAGAAUGGAGGGUCCAUGCACCAGCUGUGUAUGCUGUUCUCCGGAAGAAAAGUAAGUCCUUGUUCUUGCUCUGACAGUCAAACGGUGUAGGAAUCAUUUAUUUUCGUCAUGUUACUUGCUUUAGCUGAUAUAUUACUGAGGCCAA
This is a messenger RNA of Carassius carassius (crucian carp), 1324 nucleotides long. Its product is annotated as regulator of G-protein signaling 3-like. Gene Ontology annotation, biological process: signal transduction. Bases 241 to 1269 code for a protein of 342 amino acids. Lineage: Eukaryota; Metazoa; Chordata; Actinopteri; Cypriniformes; Cyprinidae. The transcript has 3 exons. The record is from RefSeq and is a predicted model, not a curated record. Gene Ontology annotation, cellular component: plasma membrane; nucleus.